CAGUAGCAGGACGUGGAGAUCUAAGUCCCCAGAUCCAAGAGACUUCUGUAACUGACACCUGAGCUGAAGUGAGCUGAAAUCGAGGCAAAGAGCCUAGAGCAUCUCCCGAGACUUUCUUUAAAGGGAAAAGUAGAAAUGAAGGUGCAUAUACACACGAAGUUUUGCCUCAUCUGUUUACUGACAUUUAUUUUCCAUCAUUGCAACCACUGCCAUGAAGACCAUGACCAUGGCCCCGAGGAGCUUCACAGACAUCAUCGUGGGAUGACAGAGUCAGAGUCAAGCAAAUUUUCAGUGCAGGAUGCUGAAAAUGAAAAAAAGUACUAUAUUGAAAAACUUUUUGACCGUUACGGUGAAAAUGGAAGAUUAUCAUUUUUUGGUCUGGAGAAACUUUUAACAAACUUGGGCCUUGGAGAGAUCAAAGUUGUUGAGAUUAAUCACGAGGACCUUGGCCAUGAUCAUGUUUCUCACUUAGACAUUCUGGCAGUGCAAGAGGGAAAGCAUUUCCAUUCGCAUAGCCACCAGCAUUUUCACAAUCAUUUAAAUGCAGAAAACCAUACUACGACCAGUGUAACAUCAAAAAGAAACCACAAAUGUGAUCCAGAGAAAGAGGCAGCUGAACUGCCCAUCAAAGCCGAUGAUAAACACCUGCAUGACCGCAAUCACCGCUUCCAUCAUCGCCACCGUUUGCAUCAUCACCUGGAUCACAACACUACUCAUCGAGUUCAUAAUGACUCCAUUGCUCACAGUGAGCAUGGGGAGCCUGGUCACAGCCCUUCACCAGAGACCAAUAAAACACAAGAGCAGUCUGAAGUGAAGUCAGUGAAGGUCAGGAGGAAGGAAAAAGGGAAGAGGAAAAAAGAAAACUCUGAGGUUAAUACACCAGGUUUCCUCCCCAACCAUGAUCACAGUGAGCAAUAUGAGCAUAACCGGGUUCACAAACUUGACCGUGUACAUAGCCCGGGCCAUCCUCAUGCUCAUCUUCCUGAGCACAAUGGUCAUGAGCUUGGCCAUGGACACCAAGAACUUGAUCCUGAUAAUGAAGGUGAACUUCGACAUACUAGAAAGCGAGAAGCACCACAUGUUAAAAAAAGUGCAAUUUAUUCCACCCCUAGCCACAAAGAGCACAGUGAAGAUGACCGCCAGCAUGAAUGUUUGAACGUCACUCAGUUGUUAAAACACUUUGGUCUUGGUCCCAACUCUCCCAUCUCACCGGAUCUAUUCACAUACCUUUGCCCUGCAUUGCUGUAUCAGAUCGACAGCAGACUUUGUAUUGAACAUUUUGACAAACUUUUAGUUGAAGAUUUAAGUAAGGAUAAAACUCUGGUUCCUGAAGAUAAGACAAAUAUAGGGGCAUCAGCAUGGAUCUGUGGCAUCAUCUCUAUCACCGUCAUUAGUCUGCUUUCCUUGCUGGGUGUGAUUUUGGUUCCCAUCAUCAACCAAGGAUGCUUCAAAUUCCUUCUCACGUUCCUUGUUGCACUAGCAGUAGGAACAAUGAGUGGAGACGCCCUUCUGCAUCUACUGCCCCAUUCUCAGGGUGGACAUGACCACAGUAAUCAGCAUACGCACGGACAUGGACAUUCACAUGGACAUGAAUCUAAGGAGUUUUUGGAAGAAUAUGAUGCUGUGUUGAAAGGACUUGUUGCACUAGGAGGCAUUUACUUACUGUUCAUCAUAGAACACUGCAUUCGCAUGUUCAAGCACUACAAGCAACAAAGAGGAAAACAGAAAUGGUUUAUGAAGCAGAGCACAGAAGAAUCCACUAUUGGAAGAAAGCUUUCAGAUCAUAAGUUAAACAGCACACCGGAUGCUGACUGGCUCCAACUCAAGCCCCUUGCUGGAACGGAUGACUCGGUAGUCUCUGAAGACCGACUUAAUGAGACUGAGCUGACGGAUUUAGAAGCCCAACAAGAAUCCCCUCCUAAAAAUUACCUGGGUAUAGAGGAAGAGAAAAUCAUGGACCAUUCUCACAGUGAUGGAUUGCACACCAUUCAUGAGCACGAGAUCCACGUGACCUCACAUAACCACCACGAUGAGGAUAAAGCUGUGCUGAGGAAGCACAACCACCAGUGGCACCACAGACACGCCCAUCAUUCACAGGGGCCCUGCCACUCUGGCUCAGACCUGAAGGAAACAGGAAUAGCCAAUAUAGCCUGGAUGGUGAUCAUGGGUGACGGCAUCCACAACUUCAGUGAUGGCCUCGCCAUUGGGGCAGCUUUCAGUGCCGGACUGACUGGAGGCAUCAGCACGUCCAUAGCCGUCUUCUGUCAUGAACUGCCACAUGAAUUAGGUGAUUUUGCAGUUCUUCUAAAAGCAGGCAUGACCGUAAAGCAAGCAAUUGUGUACAAUCUGCUCUCUGCUAUGAUGGCUUACAUAGGAAUGCUCAUAGGCACGGCAGUCGGUCAGUAUGCCAACAACCUUCCAGAAAUGCUGCAUGGAGAUGGAGACCAUGAGGAGCAUGGCUUCUGUCCAGUUGGGCAGUUCAUUCUUCAGAAUUUAGGACUGCUGUUUGGAUUCGCCAUCAUGCUGGUUAUCGCCCUCUAUGAAGACAGAAUUGUGUUUGACAUCCAGUUCUGA
Mus pahari (shrew mouse) is the source of this 2574-nucleotide messenger RNA. It is a transcript of the gene Slc39a10, whose product is annotated as solute carrier family 39 member 10. Gene Ontology annotation, cellular component: membrane. Gene Ontology annotation, biological process: zinc ion import across plasma membrane; intracellular zinc ion homeostasis; positive regulation of B cell receptor signaling pathway. Lineage: Eukaryota; Metazoa; Chordata; Mammalia; Rodentia; Muridae. The coding region runs from base 136 to 2574 and encodes 812 amino acids. The record is from RefSeq and is a predicted model, not a curated record. Gene Ontology annotation, molecular function: zinc ion transmembrane transporter activity. The transcript has 11 exons.